GUCUGUUUCUGUUGUCAGUGUGGAGGAAUUGGCGGGUUGGUGUGCUGGGUGGGGUGGAUGAUGGAAGCUCUAAAACUUCUUUGUUCAUUGUAUGUUUCGAGUCGGUGAGGGAUCUAGACUAUUCUUGGGUGUUUGUUGUUUGCCCUUGUUCUGGGUGAAGCACAUGGCAUGGUUUUGUCUUUGUUUACUGAGGAGUGGAACAACUUCUCAUUGUCUAGAAACAUUGAUACCGAAGAAGGUUCCGUCUCGGGGGUCAUAGUGGAGGG
Aspergillus welwitschiae is the source of this 266-nucleotide messenger RNA. RefSeq lists its product as uncharacterized. The record is from RefSeq and is a predicted model, not a curated record. The transcript has a single exon. Lineage: Eukaryota; Fungi; Ascomycota; Eurotiomycetes; Eurotiales; Aspergillaceae. The coding region runs from base 92 to 259 and encodes 55 amino acids.